AUGUUACUGAACCCUGUCACUUCCACUCCCUUUUCGGUCAAUGACAUCCUGAGGCUGGAGCGGGAGCAGAUGAGCCCAGAGGCCUUGCAACUCCGAGGGGCACGGAGGAACCCGGAAAGAUCCCAGUACCUGAGCCUGGUCCCAGAACCUCUAGGCUCGGAAGUUCACAAUACGGGUAGUUGCGGUGGUGGCGGCGGCGGCGACAGAAGGCAGGAGGGAUCGGAGCCUCCUGCGGGUCCCUGUGAGACAGUCACAGAGAUGGAUGCUGAACCGAUGCGCAAGCCACAGCCCGGCCCCAGCGCCGCCUCGCCCCGGGGCUGCGGGAGCCGGGUGCUGGAGCGCAGCCUGGGCAGCGGCGGCGGCGGCGGCGGCGGCGGCGGCACGCGCGGCGCGGGCUCGGAGCAUCCCAGGGCGCGGCCCCGGCGGAAGCCGCGCGUGCUCUUCUCGCAGGCGCAGGUGCUGGCGCUGGAGCGGCGCUUCAAGCAGCAGCGGUACCUGUCGGCGCCCGAGCGCGAGCACCUGGCCAGCGCGCUGCAGCUCACGUCGACGCAGAUCAAGAUCUGGUUCCAGAACCGGCGCUACAAGUGCAAGAGACAGCGCCAGGACAAGUCCCUAGAGCUGGCCGGCCACCCCCCAGCGCCGCGCCGGGUGGCGGUGCCCGUGCUGGUGCGGGACGGCAAGCCCUGCCUGGGCCGCGGCGCGCCCGCCUUCCCCGGCCCCUACGGCGCCUCCCCGGCGCCCUAUUCCUGCUACGGCGGCUACGCGGGCGCUCCUUACCGCGCGGGCUACGGCGGCGGCUACGCGGGCGCGCCCCCGGGCCCCGCGCCCCCAGCGCCCCAGGCCGGCACGGGCUUCGGCGCGGGUGGGCCGGGCGCCAAUCCUCAGGGCCACCUGCCCGCCCCGCUGCGGGGUGUCAGGGCCUGGUGA
Messenger RNA from Camelus dromedarius (Arabian camel), 927 nucleotides. RefSeq names its product NK2 homeobox 6 (gene NKX2-6). The record is from RefSeq and is a predicted model, not a curated record. The transcript has 2 exons. Gene Ontology annotation, biological process: cell differentiation; regulation of transcription by RNA polymerase II. Gene Ontology annotation, molecular function: RNA polymerase II cis-regulatory region sequence-specific DNA binding; DNA-binding transcription factor activity, RNA polymerase II-specific. Bases 1 to 927 code for a protein of 308 amino acids. Gene Ontology annotation, cellular component: nucleus. Lineage: Eukaryota; Metazoa; Chordata; Mammalia; Artiodactyla; Camelidae.